AUGGCUAUCUUACAACUCGUUCCUGCUACCAAGCUCAGCGCGUUCUACAACCCACACUAUGCCAUCCUGACACUCGGCGCUUCUGGCGAAAGUGAUUUCCCUAGAUUUGCCAUCAAAUUUGAGCGCCGCAUCAUCCUUGGCGGUCUCCUGUUUGACCUCAAUGCUUGGGUGGAUCCAGUUCGCACUGGACCAGUCGAACCGUAUGAGAAAUCCCAAGACUUUCGGAUACCAAAUUUGAGGGUCGUCUGCCCGGACAACAAGGUUCUGAUCAAGACUGCCAAUCAACCCCAAGGAGAGCUGGUCGAAAUUACCUGGGGCGGCUUGAACCCCCCUGAUCCACCAAAAAGUGAGGUAAAUGGCGCCUCGAGCACUGGCCAAGGGAAAGGAGAUCAGGUGGCUAGACAACCUCAAGUAAUUGACCGCGAAGUGGAAACCAUCACCGUUUUCUGGGGGCAAGACUUCGCGAUCAAGGCCACCCCACCGAUCUCCCCCGAAGGAUCGCUGGAUGCAAAGUACGAGGCAACCGCACUGGCCCUGAAGAGCGCCAAAAUCCAAUUCGGCAACCUCGAAUGGACUUUUGCUGCUCAACAAGUCGGCACCACUUACAUUGUUGUCGAAUCCAGCCGCGACUUCGGCCUACUCAUCCGCACUUACUACAAGAUCGACGUGAUUGUGCUCGAGGAUGCGGCAGCCGCCACUAGGAUCGUCGCCGGAAACACCAAGGACGACAAGGAGGACGAAGAUCUCAGUUUCCGCGGCCGCGUCAAGGUCGCUACAGCGAUCGUUCGACGAACCGCGCCUGAAGCCGAGCUCUUGAUCGUGAAAGCUAAGCUUCCCCCGCACAUCGUAUUUCCCGUAGACGAUCCGAACUACUUAUCCCAUCUCCUCUGCUAUUUCAGCACUAAAGAUGGCAGUGCAAGAAUUCACUCCCCUGGCAGAAACGUAUGGCUGCCUCCUGUCUUCAGCAAGGAUCCCAUUCUUGGCGCUCAGCCCUUUGACAUCGAGAAGGACGUGCCCAUUGAUAUUGUGGGAGCUGUUCGGAAGAUCAAGGACGCUAAGAUCGCUCCGUGGUUCUUCGGUGCCACAUUGAACAAGCCGCUCACGGAGCCGAGCGUACAGCCCAAGGAGCCUAGCUAUAGCUUUGAGAUGCGGAACGCUACUACAGUGUCGGUUGGGGCACAGACAGGGGAGGUGACUGUCUCUCCGGGACCCUUGGUUCCAGCGCUUGCAAAAAAGGCUUAA
Molecule: messenger RNA, 1242 nt
Organism: Bacidia gigantensis
Lineage: Eukaryota; Fungi; Ascomycota; Lecanoromycetes; Lecanorales; Ramalinaceae
Exons: 1
Coding region: 1-1242 (413 amino acids)
Source: RefSeq, a predicted model, not a curated record